Molecule: messenger RNA, 210 nt
Organism: Raphanus sativus (radish)
Lineage: Eukaryota; Viridiplantae; Streptophyta; Magnoliopsida; Brassicales; Brassicaceae
Product: defensin-like protein 229
Biological process (GO): signal transduction
Source: RefSeq, a predicted model, not a curated record
AUGAUAGAGAUGAAAACUCCGGAGAUAAAAACGAAAGUGUGCAAAAUGGCACGAGUUUUUGAACAGAAUUGUGGGUGGGAUGGAAGCAAGACUUGCAUAAAAGGAUCCAAUAAAAUUCUCGAGUACCCUUGUCAUUGCGUGUGUGACAUUUAUGAUGUAGCCAUUUCGAGACGUAUUUGCACAUGUAAAUUUCCAAAUACUCCUUGCUAA